Penicillium hordei is the source of this 1662-nucleotide messenger RNA. RefSeq lists its product as uncharacterized. Lineage: Eukaryota; Fungi; Ascomycota; Eurotiomycetes; Eurotiales; Aspergillaceae. The record is from RefSeq and is a predicted model, not a curated record. Gene Ontology annotation, molecular function: transmembrane transporter activity. The coding region runs from base 1 to 1662 and encodes 553 amino acids. Gene Ontology annotation, biological process: transmembrane transport. The transcript has 3 exons.
AUGGGACGCCAUUCAAUUACCGAAGAAAUUUACGAUGAUGAGUCCAAAAUCAACUUCGGUGUACCGGACAGUGUCCGAAGCGUGGACGGGAUGACACACAACCCAGCGCUGGGGAGCUCAAUUCAACUAUUCGAGAGCGACCCUUCAACCGAGGAACAAAAAAGACGAAUCGAAGUGCGAGAAUGGCUGAUCAUUAUCUGUAUCGUUAUUCUAGCAAUGAUGGAUUCGUUCAAUGCGACCAUUUUAAUCCCAGCCUUACCUGACCUGGCAAACGCAUUCGCAAAGCCACUAGCAAGCACAAUGUGGGUCAACACGGUAUACCUCCUUUUCGGCGCAACCAGCCACCUCUACUUCACAAUGAUGAGCGAAGUCUUCAACCACGGACCCGUAUGGAUCAUCGCUGUGGUCCUCGCAACAAUCGGCACAGGAAUCUGCUGCGGCUCGAUGAGUCUAGCAGAGCUGAUAAUCGGCCGCAUGAUCCAGGGUAUCGGCGGCGGCGGCGCAAUGAGUCUGUGCUUCCUGGUAAUGACCGAGACAGCGUCUGAAUCCAUGCACUCACGAUAUUCGUGCUAUAUCCUGUUGACGCGCAUGUGUGGCGGCAUCCUGGGACCCGUUAUCGGAGGUUUGUUUGUGGAUAACGCGGACUGGAGGUGGGUGUUUUAUUUCAACCUCAUUUUCUGUGCUCUUGGUUUGCUGGCUAUUCCGUUCGCUGUGGAUCUUCGCGCAUUGAAAUAUAUCCCGAUGUCCAAAUUGCGCGGUUUAGAUUGGACAGGUAAUACUUUGGCCUUUUUGGGGCUUGGGGCUAUUCUGGUUGGUCUUUCUUACGGUGGAAGCUCGUAUCAUUGGGGCAACUGGCAGACGAUUGUGCCUCUUGCGGUGGGCGCUGUGGUCCUUCUUGCACUUCUCUUCUAUGAGACCAAGUGGGCUGUGUAUCCACAGUUUGGGAGGAGGGUAUUUCGCUCGAGGAUGAUGGCUAUGACACACCUAGGGUGCUUUUUACAUGGCUUUGUGGUCUUUGCUCACUUGCAAUUCUUCCCACUGUACUUUAUUUCCACUCAUUAUAUGUCCGUCACUUUGUCUGGAAUCACCUUGCUAGCCAUGGUUGGGCUUGCGAUUGCGCCGGCUACGGUGGUUGGUGUAAUUUUUGCGAAGGAGUUAAGAUGUACCCAGUGGAUCAUCUCUGGCGGUUGGGUAUUGACUGCCCUGACAAGUGGAUGCUCUAUUCUCUUGGAUAACUCCACGCCGACCGUGGCGUGGGUAUUUCUGUUGUUCACAGCAGGCCUUGGACAUGGUCUGUUGCUUUCCAGUUACAAUGUCCGCAUCCAGAAUCUGCCCAAAGACGGGGAUGGAUCCAUGUCAACUCUGCCAACAACUAUGUCAUACUACAUGCGAGCUUGGGGUAUGGCAGUCGCGGUCCCUGUCGGGGGUGUUGUGUUGUUGAACUGCUUCGGCAAUGGACUUGCAAGUGUUGAGCUGGAUCGGGAUAUAGUAAACUCUGCCAACGGAUAUCUUAUUCUUAUGAAGGACGUGAGCAUGACAAAUAAACAGAGAGAAGCAGUUACAGUUGUUUCAGUCGCGGCCUUUCAAGGAGUAUGGGAUCUCAUCACGGGCGUGGCUAUCCUCGGCGGAGUUUCGUCCGGUUUCCUAUGGCGAAAAAAUUGA